AUGGUGAUGGUACUUCAAGGUUUGCAACAAAUCCAGUUCACAGUAGUGUUCCUCACAAUUCUCACCACAGUUGGGACUAGCAAUGCUAACUGCCUCGACAAAUGUGGUGGCGUAAAAAUCCCAUUCCCUUUCGGGACGGCACCCGACUGCUACCACAGCCGAAGUUUCUCUAUCACCUGCAACACAACAUUCAAACCCCCGAAGCCAUUCCUACAGAACACCUCGAUGGAAAUUACGAAUAUUUCCCUCGACGGCAAGCUCACGGUCCUGAACAACAUCACGCGCCACUGCGAAUUCAACACGUCAGACGAAAGCAACGGUACAUUCUCGUACACGAGCUCUUCGAUAGUGCUCCCCGAGUACAUGACUGUCAGCCACACCCACAACCGAUUAACCAUCGUUGGCUGUGACAUAUCGGGUUACCUCUCGAGCUUUCGGCUCAACCAGAGUUAUCUGAGCGGGUGCGUGACCACUUGCGAUAACAGCAGCAAGCGUGUGGCGUCGGGUUUCUCCUGCCAGACAAAUAUCCCCGAGCAGGCAAGGGACGUUGAGUUGUUUUUGUUGAGCACCGACGAGGACAACAUAAACGCUAACAACAGCUGUGGCUACGCUUAUGUGACGGAGCCAAGCGCAAUCACGGAGAAUAUUACAAAGUUGAGGGACACAGAGAAGCUGCCGAUGGUGGUUGAUUGGGCCAUAGGGAAUGGGACUUGCGAGGAGGAUAAAAAGGAUCUCACCAGCUACGCUUGCAGGAGCAGGAAUUCCGAGUGUUAUAAGCUUGGUAAUGAUACUACUUAUGGGUACCGCUGUAAGUGCAGCAAAGGUUAUGAAGGAAAUCCAUACAAACUAGGUGGCUGUCAAGAUAUAAACGAGUGCCAAAAUAAAAGCAUGUAUUGCGAAAAGGAAUGCGAGAACACAGUAGGGAGCUUUCGCUGUUUGUGUCCCAGUGGUUACCAUGGCGACGGCAAAAAGGAUGGAAAAGGUUGCAUACCCAGUGAAUCGUUUAUUUUCAGAAUUGCCUCAGGCGGGCCAUCAUCCUCAUCGGACGCCAUCAAAAUUUUCAGCGAACACGAGCUGAAAAAGGCGACCGACAACUUCAACAGCAGCAUGAUCAUCGGCAAAGGAGGCUACGGCACCGUCUACAAAGGCAUCUUGCCGGAGAACAGAAUAGUCGCCAUCAAGAAGUCCAAAGUCGAAAUCGACCCAAGCCGAGUCUACCAGUUUGCUAACGAGGUACUCGUCCUCUCCCAAAUUAACCACAGGAAUGUCGUCAAGCUCCUCGGGUGCUGUCUCGAGAGGCAACAGCCUUUGCUAGUGUACGAGUACGUGAACAACGGCACCCUUUUCCAACACAUACACGACAAGGAAAGGGCACGGGCCCUCUCGUGGGACGUGCGCCUUAAAAUCGCGACUGAGACAGCUGGCGUGCUCUCUUACCUCCACUCUUCGGCCUCCACUCCUAUCAUACAUAGAGAUGUCAAAUCGGCAAACAUUCUACUGGACCACACGUUCACGGCAAAAGUGUCCGAUUUCGGGGCCUCAAAAUUGGUCCCGUUAGACCACACGCAAAUGUCCACAAUGGUGCAGGGGACGCUCGGGUAUUUGGACCCUGAGUACAUGCAGACGAAUCAGCUAACCGAGAAAAGUGACGUCUACAGCUUUGGAGUGGUGCUCGUCGAGCUUCUGACGGGGAUGAAGGCUUUGAGCUACGAGAGGCCGGAGGAGGAGAUGAAUCUGGCGAAUUAUUUUCUCUCGGUAAUAAGGCAAAAGCGGUUGUCCCAAAUUGUGGCGGAUGAUGUGGUGGGGGAAGGUAGGAAUAACGAGGAGCAGGUUAUGGAAGUUGCUGAGCUGGCGAGGAGCUGUCUGAACGUGAGAGGGGACGACCGGCCGAGUAUGAAGGAGGUGGCGGCGGAAUUGGAGGAGCUGGGCAGAGUUGGAGGGAAACAUUCAUGGGUUGAACCAAAGGGAGAAGAUGCAGCAGAGUCUUUUCUUCUUGGUGAUGGAUUAAUUGAGAGCAGUUACAGAAGUAGUGUGGGGUUUGAUGAUAGUGUUAAGGAUCAUAUGGUGAUGGGUGGUGGGAGAUGA
Striga hermonthica is the source of this 2085-nucleotide messenger RNA. The record is from the annotation of a GenBank genome assembly. NCBI's taxonomy places the organism in Eukaryota, Viridiplantae, Streptophyta, Magnoliopsida, Lamiales, Orobanchaceae.